Molecule: messenger RNA, 3905 nt
Organism: Durio zibethinus
Lineage: Eukaryota; Viridiplantae; Streptophyta; Magnoliopsida; Malvales; Malvaceae
Source: RefSeq, a predicted model, not a curated record
UGGGCCCCAUCAUUUUACCAAAAAUUGCCUUUUCUUCUCAACCGUGGAUUAAACCAAAUCAAAGAAAAUAAAAGAUUUUUAAUUAUUGUUAUUUUAUCGUCUCUGCAAAAAAAAAAGACAAAACCUUUACAAGAACAGAAUGGUAACUCUCAUUUUUGUGACACACUAAACUGUAUCUGUUUCUUGUUCGAUGCUGGCAACAAAAAACCCUAAUUCAAUCCUUACCGUUUCACGGGGGGUCGGAAGCCCUAAUCCCUUCACGCUUUCGAUAAAUUUUCUCUGAAACCUGCAUGGAAUCAGAGAAAAUUCUACUUUCCCGAGAAAACCCUAGAAAUUUAUUAUCUUUCUCUGCCACCAAUAACAAAAGUAGCAAUAGUAGCAAGGCCAUGUCCAAUGAGUUAGCGCAAAAGCAACUGCCGUCGAUAUUGGAACGGUUUAAGGCUCUAUUGAAGCAACGGGAAGAUGAGCUUAGGGUUUCUGGCGGUCGUGGUGGUGAUGAUGAGGAGGGGGCAACGCCGAGUAGGGAGAAGAUUGUUCAGCUUUACGAGACUGUCUUAUCGGAACUGACUUUCAAUUCGAAGCCGAUAAUUACUGAUCUCACGAUCAUUGCCGGUGAACAGCGGAAGCACGGUGAAGGCAUUGCCGAUGCUAUUUGCGCACGAAUUGUUGAGUUUUAUUGCAUACAGGCUCCAGUAGAGCAGAAGCUUCCUUCUUUAUAUCUUUUAGAUAGCAUUGUAAAAAAUAUUGGCCGAGAAUAUGUUAGGCAUUUCUCUUCCCGUUUGCCAGAGGUUUUCCGUGAGGCAUACAGGCAAGUUAACCCAAACUUGCAUCCUGCUAUGCGCCAUCUCUUUGGCACGUGGUCAACAGUGUUUCCAUCUCCUGUCCUCCGUAAAAUUGAGGUGCGGUUGCAAUUUUCUCAAUCAGCUAACCAGCAAUCGCCUGGUUUAGCUUCCUUGCAGUCUUCUGAGUCGCCUGGUCCAGCACAUGGCAUACAUGUUAAUCCUAAGUACUUGCGGCAGUUGGAACAACAGUCAGGUGCAGAUACCAAUACUCAGCAUGUAAGAGGCCCGUCUGAAGGUCUAAAAUUGUAUAGUCAAAAACAUUCCAUUGGAUAUGAUGAAUUUGAUUCUGAUCAUACAGAGGUUCCAUCCUCACAUGUUGGAGUGCUAAGAUUGAGCUCAACUGGAAAUGUUGGCCGUACAUCUGCUGCAAUUGGGGCUAACAAGUCACAACUUUCUUCAGCUUCCAGAGUUUCAAGGCCUUUUUCACUGUCAAGGAUUGGAUCUGAUAGACUUCUAACAUCAGAAGUUUAUGCUCUUGCAUCAGAUGAUUCUCCUAGAAGGCUCAUUGAGGGAGCCUCUCCAUCUCGUCCUGCCUUCGAUUAUGGACGGGGAAGGGCAAUUAUCAGAGAUGAGGAGACAAGGGAGUGGCAGAGGAAGCACUUUUAUGAUGAUUACCCUAAUCGUUCUGAAAGUUCUUUGAAGGCAAACAAGCUUAGCAAUGGGCAUGAGCGUCAGACACCCAGGGCUCUAAUAGAUGCAUAUGGUAAUGAUAGAGGAAAGGGGGUUUCUGACAGCAAGCCUGUACAGGUUGAACGGCUGGAUGUAAAUGGAAUGGGGAAUAAGGUGACUCAAAGAUCAUGGCAGAAUACUGAAGUGGAAGAGUUUGAUUGGGAAGAUAUGAGCCCUACCUUAGCAGACCGUAGGAGCAAUGAUUUUUCACUGUCAUCUGUUCCAACUUUUGGAAGCAUUGGAGCAAGGCCUGCUGGCUUGGAAUCUAAUAGUAGGAGCAGUUACAAUUCUCAAACUCAGCUGCCCCUUGUUGAUGAGUCUUCAGCAAUUCCUGAAGAUGCAGUCCCUUCACUGAGUUCUGGUUGUGGAUCAAAUCAGAUUCUGCUUUCGCAUUAUCCUCAGGAGGCUUGGAAUUCGUCAUACUGUUUUUCUCAGUCAUCUCAACAUCUUCUUGCCAAAGAAAGAGGAAGGGAUUUUCGGAUACCCUUUUCAGCUAAUGGUAUAUCCUCAUUAAGUGGCGAGAAAACUGUACCUCUUAUUGACAGAUUACCUGAUGGUGGUUCACAAUUUGUUAGGCCUCCAGCUGUUGUUCCAAGAACUGGUUCUUCUAGCCUUGACUCUGUUACUGUCAGAGCUCAGCUACGCAUUAUACCAUCGACAAGUGGGUUAUGGCAUCCUGUGAAUGCUCAUAAAUCUCAGCCACUAACAGUGCACUCUAAUUAUUCAGUGCAGCAGCAUAAUAGGAGUCAAUUUGAUUCUAUUAAUCCUGUCAAUGCUGUCAUGAAUCAGGGUCAAAAUAACCAUUCAUAUAUGCCUGAGCAGUUUGACAGUUUUGAAAGCAAGGAACAAAGCUUAACAAGGGUGCCACAAUUGCCUGAUCAACGCCCUUCUUUGCAACAGCGAAACCAGUUGCAUGCAACUUCUUUGCAGACGCACUUUCUUCCUUCUCAGGAGGUUCGAGAAAGUUUCCUUUCUGCUGGAACAGCACCAUUACCACCUUGCUUACUGGCACCAUCCUUGAAUCAAGGAUACACUCCACAAAUGCAUGGUGCUGUCAUCAGUAUGGUCCCAUCUAAUCCAAUACCUGUUGCACGGCCUCCUUUAUUGAUCUCAAAUAUGCCAUCUGGCUCUUUGCAUUUACAGGGGGGAGCCUUGCCACCUCUUCCUUCUAGUCAACCUCCAGCAUCUCAAAUGAUGCCUGGCACUAACCAACCACAAAGUGGUGCAUUUUCUGGAUUGAUUAGUUCCCUCAUGGCUCAAGGUUUGAUCUCAUUGACAAAACCAACCUCCAUUCAGGAUUCUGUAGGACUUGAGUUUAAUGCAGAUCUUCUCAAGGUGCGGCAUGAGUCUGCAAUAAGUGCUUUAUAUGCUGAUCUUCCGAGACAGUGCACAACAUGUGGCCUUCGAUUCAAGUUCCAAGAGGAACACAGUGCUCAUAUGGAUUGGCAUGUGACCAGAAACCGGAUGUCUAAGAACCGUAAGCAAAAACCUUCGCGGAUGUGGUUUGUGAGUGCUAGUAUGUGGCUAAGUGGUGCAGAAGCUCUGGGAACUGAUGCAAUUCCUGGAUUUUUACCCAUUGAGAGCAUUGUAGAAAAGAAAGAUGAUGAAGAAUUGGCAGUCCCAGCUGAUGAAGAUCGGAGCAUAUGUGCAUUAUGUGGUGAGCCUUUUGAUGAUUUCUAUAGUGAUGAAACAGAGGAGUGGAUGUAUAAAGGGGCUGUCUACAUGAAUGCACCCAAUGGAUCAUUUGAAGGCAUGGAUAGAUCACAGUUAGGUCCAAUUGUGCAUGCUAAAUGCAGGUCAGAAUCUAGUGUGGUUCCUCCGGAAGAUUUUGUACAGUAUGAUGGGGGAAAUUCUGAGGACAGUAGUCAAAGAAAAAGAUUGCGGUGUUGAAUCAGGUUCUAAGCUUAUGUAACUUAGAUUUUGAGUUUCAUGUUAGUGGUAUGCUCUUACUUAGCUUUAUGUUAGUGUUGGUGGUUGCAGUAGCUUGGCGACAUGCCAGAACCUUGUACAUGUAUAGUUGAAAUUGUGCCACUCACAAUAUCUUGCAGCAAAAGGUUUACCGAUUCCCUCGCUAGCAUUCUUCUUGUUUCUAUCCUUCAAAAAUAUCCGGAGGAACAUUUUGAACUUGUUUUAAGCUUUAUUAUUGUGUUAAGAGUCACAACUAGAACCCUUAAAAUGUAAUAUGGCCCCCGAGUAUCGCUCCGUUCACCGUGUCUUUUGGAGUUUUGACCUCAUACGUAGUUCUCAAACUCGCUUUGGAAGAGUUUGUCCAAUAUAUAAUUUUUUGUAUUCAUUUUUGUUUCUCCCACUGAUAUUUUGCAGCGUCCCAGAACAUAUCAUUUGUACAAUUAAUCAAUUAUAAUUCUGUAUUAUCUAAGAUUUAUAAAAUAAAAU